AUGGGAAAGGUGCCUGGUUUUGGUGUUUGUCCACGUCUUCAAGCCCCUGAGAAUGUCAUUCCAGUGCCUGAGAAAGGUAAGCCAGAAAAUGAAGUCCAGAAAAUAAGAUGGACCAAAAAAGUGUCGGUUUGGCCUGUUGGUUUUGCCUCAAGAAUGUACGCCAUUGGGUCUCCGAUUGUACAGAAUGGAAAUGUAGUCGGCUUUCAUGAUGGUUUUCGAGGUAACGAAGACCAGGCUAGAAAGUUUGCUAUAGACAUGGCAGGCUUUGCUGUCUCCAUUCCAUUCCUUUUCAGAAGACCACAUGCCACCAUGGGUUGUAAACAAGGGUUCUUAGAAGACCAAUUCUUACUGAGCUUGGAAGUUAGUAUAGAUGAACUGGAGCCCAAGGCUGAAAACUGUGUACAGGUAUUUGAAGAUCAAUUAUUUCAGAAAGAAC
Molecule: messenger RNA, 436 nt
Organism: Limulus polyphemus (Atlantic horseshoe crab)
Lineage: Eukaryota; Metazoa; Arthropoda; Merostomata; Xiphosura; Limulidae
Product: galactosylgalactosylxylosylprotein 3-beta-glucuronosyltransferase 2-like
Exons: 3
Biological process (GO): carbohydrate metabolic process; chondroitin sulfate proteoglycan biosynthetic process
Cellular component (GO): Golgi membrane
Molecular function (GO): galactosylgalactosylxylosylprotein 3-beta-glucuronosyltransferase activity
Source: RefSeq, a predicted model, not a curated record